Messenger RNA from Vicia villosa (hairy vetch), 531 nucleotides. RefSeq lists its product as uncharacterized. NCBI's taxonomy places the organism in Eukaryota, Viridiplantae, Streptophyta, Magnoliopsida, Fabales, Fabaceae. The record is from RefSeq and is a predicted model, not a curated record. The coding region runs from base 1 to 531 and encodes 176 amino acids. The transcript has a single exon.
AUGGAAGACUCCAUCUUCCUCUCUCAAAGCAAAUAUGCCAAGAAUAUUGUCAAAAAGUUUGGAACGGGUAAUGCUAGUCACAAAAGAACACCUGCACCUACUCAUUUAAAGUCAUCUAAAGAUGAAGGUGGCACUAGUGUUGACCAGAGUCUGUACAGGAGCAUGAUUGGAAGUCUGCUAUAUCUAACAGCUAGCAGACCAGAUAUUGCCUUUGCAGUUGGAGUAUGUGCUAGAUAUCAAGCAGAACCCAAAGUAAGUCACAUAAAUCAAGUCAAAAGGAUUCUCAAAUAUGUGAAUGGAAUUUGUGACUAUGUUAUGUUGUACUCUCAUGGGUGUGAACCUAUCUUAUUUGGGUAUUGUGAUGCUGAUUGGGCUGGAAGUGCUGAUGAUAGAAAAAGCACAUCUGGAGGGUGUUUCUUCUUGGGAAACAAUCUCAUAUCAUGGUUCAGCAAGAAGCAAAAUUGUGUCUCUUUAUCUACUACUGAAGCUAAGUACAUAGCAGCUGGUAGCAGCUGUUCUCAACUAACGUAG